AUGCAUGACGAGGGUACUGGCGGUAACACGAACGGUGGAUAUGGGAUUUUCCCUUUAUUUCCGUUGGCCAAUUGUGCCUUUUCGUCAUGUCCUGUAGGACUUGAUGCUCGCAAAGCACUACGCGCGGCGAACGUGGAUGUGGCCAGUCCGGGAUACUUCGCGACCCAAUUUGUAAACGGGAUCAAAAUCGAGACAACCGCUACUCGGCGAGCAGGCUUGAUCCGCUUUACCUAUCCCCUUGCACAAGUAAAUCAUGUUGUGGUCGAUUUAACGAAUGACUUGCAACGGUCGUUCGAGGGCGGUAGUAUUUCCAUAUCGCCGUCCGCCCAAACGAUCAAGUUAGGCGGAACAUUUCUUCAGAGCUAUGGAACCGACAAUUACACGGCGUUCGCUUGUUAUAACUUCAGGACCUCGGCUGGCGCCUCCGCUCCAUUCACGUCCUUUGGGACCUUCCAAUCAACUUCUACAUCUACGCCCGCCAACAUCGCUGUCUCUGUCAAUUCUACCUCCCUCUCGUUCCCCUUCACGUCAUCAGUAAAUAGGGUGCAGGCAGGGGGUCUGGUCUCGUUCAAUAGCUCUACCAUUCUUGCACGAUUUGGAAUAUCCUUCAUCAACGCCGAGCAGGCUUGCGCCAACGCAGACGCGGAAGUACCUACCUGGGAUUGGGACGCCGUUCAGACGAGCUCUAGAAAUCAAUGGGAGGAUGUCUUGUCCCGAGUGCAGAUUGACACCCAGGUCGAGGAUGCGACAGUCACUGAGCUGCUAUAUUCAUCGCUCUAUCGCGCCUCCUUGGUGCCGGCCAAUGUCACUGGUGAGAACCCCUAUUGGGACUCUCCUUUCCCCUUUUAUGAUGCACUGUUCUGCUCCUGGGACACAUUCCGUACUGUACACCCGUUGCUUUCGCUGACUUCGCCGAGAGAGUGGUCAGAAAUAGUGAAUACUUACAUCGAUGGAUGGCGCCAUACAGGGUUCUUACCGGAGUGCAGGGCAAAUACCAAAGCAGGAUACGUCCAAGGAGGCAGCGAUGGUAUGCCCAUCCUUGGAGACUUUGCUGUGAAAUAUGCAGCCCAUGCGGAGUCUCUUGGCGUACCAACCGAUGAUCUAUAUCAGGCCUUGAAAGACACUGCUGAGAACACCCCCUCUGAUUGGUACAGGGUUGGUCGCCAGAAUACCGCGUGGAAAACCUUUGGGUUUAUACCGACCGCCUGGGUAGAUCCAUCUGGCUCCACCGGCCUACCAACCAGGGAGGCUUCAAGGGCAUACGAGUACGCGUUAGGCGACUUCGCAGUGCGCCAGGCCGGCCUGGCCCUCCAGAAACCGGCGUCGGAUAUCGCGACCUACGCGAACCGCUCGAUGAACUUUGUCAACAUGUGGGAUGCGUCUCUGACACACGAUGGCUUCACGGGUUUCGCACAGAGGAGGUUCCAGAACGGGUCGUUCGCCUUCAGCCCUCCAGACGCUUGCUCGCCCGUCGAUCCGUCCCCCCACUCGUGCGCCAGGGGUACUGACAAUAAUGUUGGCUUCUACGAGUCUUCGUCUUGGGAAAUGAGUUUCUUCGCCCCGCACUCGAUGUCUACGCUUGUGAAGCUAAUGGGAGGCCCGACAACGUUCGUAGACCGCGUUAAUCAUUACUUCGACAAAGGUUAUUUCCAGGCCGGAAACGAGCCCUCAUUCGAGAUCCCUUGGGUGUAUCACUAUGCAAACCGACCAGAUCUAAGUGCUCUUCGGGUCAGGCAGAUAGUAUACAAGAACUUCAAUACCGGAAUUGGCGGAAUUCCUGGAAACGAUGAUUCCGGUGCGAUGGCCGCCUUGCUAACAUUCCACUUACUCGGCCUCUAUCCUGUUCCGUCCUCGAGGCAACUCCUCAUCGGCUCGCCCUUCCUCUCCUCAUUCACCUUGUCCAACAACGUCUUCAACACAAAGACCCAUUUUAUUGUCCGGAACUUCGACAAAACUACGUUAACGGGGACGCCUCCAGCAGGCAGUCGGAUAUUCGUGAAAAGGGUGCUUAUCAAUGGGAAGGCGAGCGAGAGUUUGUGCUGGAUUAACUUUGACGAUGUUGUGGGGGGAGGAGAGAUUGAGAUUGAGGUCGAUUCGGAUGCGAGUGCGGCUGCAGCGGCCGGGUGUGGUCCUGCGCCCAAUGCGUUACCCGACUCUCUCGAGACGGGUGGCUUUGCGGCGUGA
Pleurotus ostreatus (oyster mushroom) is the source of this 2184-nucleotide messenger RNA. RefSeq lists its product as uncharacterized. The coding region runs from base 1 to 2184 and encodes 727 amino acids. The transcript has 14 exons. NCBI's taxonomy places the organism in Eukaryota, Fungi, Basidiomycota, Agaricomycetes, Agaricales, Pleurotaceae. The record is from RefSeq and is a predicted model, not a curated record. Gene Ontology annotation, biological process: carbohydrate metabolic process; protein deglycosylation; protein quality control for misfolded or incompletely synthesized proteins. Gene Ontology annotation, molecular function: carbohydrate binding; peptide-N4-(N-acetyl-beta-glucosaminyl)asparagine amidase activity. Gene Ontology annotation, cellular component: cytosol; nucleus.